AUGUCCCUCACUACGCCUAGAUGCUACAAUGCUGUUUAUCGCGUAAUCACUGAACACGGGCAAUGGGUACUCAAAGUUGCACCCAACCCAAGUGUCAAAGUUCUACGUUACGAACGCAAUAUCCUCGACGCAGAAGUCCGGGUUCUAGGAAUACUUUCUAAUUAUCAGACCCCUCUUCGAGUACCUAAAGUCCACAAGUUCGAUGAGAGCUGUAAACUCAUCGAAGCACCAUACGCCAUUAUCGAUUUUAUUCCAGGCGAAAACCUCGAUCAGGUUCGGAAGCAACUUGAUAAAAACGACGAGCGUAGAAUCGAUCAAGCAAUGGGUCAGCAUCUGAGAUUCUGCAAUGAAAUUACCCGCAUUAAAUCAGGAGACGAUAGACCUGGCGGGCCCGUUUCUGAAUUCGGACUAUGCGCAAUCGACGCGCCUCGGUACUCUACCUGGAGGGAAGCAUUUGCUGCUUUCAUUCUCAACCUUCUCUCAGAUGCUCAGGACGCAUCUGUACCUGAUAUUCCACACGAAGAAAUCAAGCACUUGCUCGCUUUGCAUGCGUCCGCAUUUGAUGAAGUAACCGAGGCGAAACUUGUCAUCUGGGACCAAUGGGAUGGGAAUGUUCUAAUCUCCUUUACCGACUCGGAAAAGAAAUCUGGAGGCUCUGUGUCAGGUACAAUCGACUACGAACGCGCUUUAUGGGGAGACCCGUUGAUGGAAACUACGUUUCGUGCGUUGAUGGCACCCGCUGCGCUCGUGGAAGCUUAUGGCGCUUAUAAGCCCGAAGAGCUAACGGCAUCAGAGCGCAUCCGACGAAUGUUUUACGACCUACAUUUGAGCUUGAUAUGGGUUAUCGAAGUCACUUUUAGGGGCGUCCAGGAGCUCGAACAUGGAGGGAAGGAUAUGGAGGCGUACGGGCGGAUGGGAAUCCAAAUGUCGUUGCAAGGCCUUCGUAAAUUGGCAGAGUAG
Messenger RNA from Rhizoctonia solani, 960 nucleotides. RefSeq names its product phosphotransferase enzyme family protein. NCBI's taxonomy places the organism in Eukaryota, Fungi, Basidiomycota, Agaricomycetes, Cantharellales, Ceratobasidiaceae. The coding region runs from base 1 to 960 and encodes 319 amino acids. The transcript has a single exon. The record is from RefSeq and is a predicted model, not a curated record.